Molecule: messenger RNA, 9597 nt
Organism: Labeo rohita (rohu)
Lineage: Eukaryota; Metazoa; Chordata; Actinopteri; Cypriniformes; Cyprinidae
Product: IgGFc-binding protein
Exons: 26
Coding region: 1-9597 (3198 amino acids)
Cellular component (GO): extracellular matrix
Molecular function (GO): protein binding
Source: RefSeq, a predicted model, not a curated record
AUGCUUGAUCUGCAAAUGGGGGAUGGCAGCCAGGCUCGAUCUGCAGGACGAGAGUUUGCCACCGCGUUCAUGCAAAACUAUGUGUCCCCUUUUGACCUGCCACUCUUUCAGCUUUAUAUUACCUCUCUCAAUUCUAAUUGCCUGGUGAAGGUCAGCGUGCCCAGUCUCAGUUUUACCCAGGAGGUGCAACUGACUGCGGGUCAGAACUUCACUGUGACGCUUCCCAAAACAAUUGAGCUGUCUGGCACCAGGAGGUCCCGCAAAACUGUCUUCAUUCAGGCAUCCGACGACAUAACGGUUUCCUCACUAAACUCAAAGCAAUUCACGGCGGAUACGUCCCUGGUCUACCCCAUGAGCGAAUGGGGUACAGAAUAUUUUGUGUUCACUCCUACCAACUCCCCUCCAUCCAUGCUGAAGGAGUUUGUGCUUGUCAACGGUAAAGAGCAGAACACAGUGGAGGUGUUCCUUCGUGCGGCGGUCCGGUUUGAAGGACGCUUGUACGGUGUAGGCAGUAAACUAGUCGUGGUGAUGGAUCCUUUCGAAAAUGUGCAAAUUCAAAGCCAAGGAGACCUCACGGGAACCCGCAUAUCUUCGCAACUUCCCAUCGCCGUGUAUUCGGGCCACAUGUGCACAUGGCGCUUUUCAAAGUGCAAUCACGUUUAUGAGCAACUCUUGCCGGUGCAAAGCUGGGGAACUCAGUUCCUGGUGGCUCCGUUUAGCAUCCAGAGCCAGUUCGACAGCAUCUACAUCCAAGCAUCACAAUCAACAAAUAUAACCAUUCAAUUCGGCCCUACUACACUAACUGGUGUUGUUCAGCGUGGACAUGUUGUAGAGUACAAAAUCCAGUUUCCAAAUGGACUUAAUAUCGUUGCUGACAAUGGAAUCCAGGUGUUUUUUCUGUUUAAUGGUGUGCGAACAUCCCGUGGAGUCAUAUAUGAUCCAUUUCUUAUGAAUCUUCUGUCUAACGAUCGUUUUUGUUCUUCGUACGCACUUGAUGGGAUAGCUGGUUUUAACAACCGAGCUCUUCUGAUUGUUCCUACCAAUGAACUAGCAGGGAUUCAUUUUGAUAGCUCACCUUUGCCUGGAAACCUUCAGUGGAGGGUCAUUAAAAACAGCGAGUACUCCUGGACUGAGCUGGUUUACCAACCUGGGGCUGGUGGGCACAAAUUAACCCAUCCAAAUGCUUCUUAUGGGGUCUAUAGUGUGGGACUACAGCAAGGGAAUGGAUACGGAGCCCCGGCUGCAUGCACUGAUGCAGCAGAUUUGCCAACACCUCGCUCUUGCUUCAGCAUCAUCUGUAGUGAGGAUGAGGAAUGCCAGAUGAUGGGUUCCUUACCCACGUGUGUAAAGAAACCAUUUGGAAUCUGUUGGGCAAUAGGCGACCCUCACUACAGCACAUUUGACCAGCGUUAUUUUGACUUCAUGGGCACUUGCACCUAUGUUGUCACCAAGAACUGCCAGCAAAAUGACAGUCUUCCUGCUUUUGAGGUCCUGGCUAAAAAUGAAAACCGUGGGGCCCUUAGUGUCUCUUAUGUGGCACAUGUAACUGUGAAUAUUGGGGAUAUCACCAUCAGCGCUGAAAGUUCAGAGCCCGGGAAAGUCAGGAUUGACCAGAGUUUGUGGAGCCUUCCUGUGGUUCUUGAUGAUGUUGGAGUGUCCAUGUUCCAGUCCGGCAGCUUUAUUACCAUCCUGUUUAAUUUUGGACUUAGUGUACAGUAUGACUGGAACCACUAUCUCUUGGUCUCCCUGCCCACUGCCUUCAUGAACAAAGUCUGUGGGCUCUGUGGUAACUUCAAUGGCGAUCCCAGUGAUGAUUUCACCAUGCCUUCAAACACCCAGGCUCCCAGUGCGACAACGUUUGGCCAGAGCUGGAGAGUUCACAACUUAACAAUGGAUGAGGGUUGUAGAGAUGAAGGUGGGGGCCAUGGAUGUGAUGCUCAAGCACAGAGACAAUGGCUGGGUGAAAAACACUGUGGACUUCUAAUGAUGGCACCAUUCAGUCAGUGUCAUUCUGCUAUUGACCCCAGUAUUUACAUUCAGAACUGCAUGUAUGAUGUCUGUAUGGCAGAUGGCCACAGAUACUACUUAUGCAAGAUCUUAGAGGUCUAUGCAACUGCAUGUCAGCGUGUUGGGAUACAGCUAACCAACUGGAGAGAUGCAGCCAAUUGUUCUUACAGAUGCCCAGAGAACAGCCAUUAUGAAUUCUGUGGUAGCGCUUGCCCUUUGACCUGCAUGGGCCUUGGGUCUCCUUUGAACUGCACUUUACCCUGUGUCGAAACAUGCGCUUGUGAUCCUGGUUUUGUUCUGAGUGGAUCCAAAUGUGUACCUUCAACCCAAUGUGGUUGUUCCUACAAUGGACACUAUGUUCCUGCUGGGGAGGCUUUCUGGGUGGAUGAUGCUUGCCAGCGGCUUUGUCAAUGCUCCAUGGAGGGUGGACAUCUAGAAUGCCAAGACAGAGGCUGUGGGACAGGACAGCAAUGCAAGGUGGUGAAUGGCAUUAGGGGCUGUUAUCCUGACUCCCAACGCACCUGUGUGGCACAGACCGACCCCCACUACUACACUUUUGAUGGGAAUCAUUUCAACUUCCAGGGCAACUGUGUGUAUCAGUUGGUUGGGGUUUGCGUCUCAGAUCCUGGACUGGUCCCUUUUGAUGUGCUGGUGCAAAACGAGUUUCGGGGAAGCAGAGUGGUGACGUUCACUAAAUUACUGGAGAUCAGAGUGUAUAAUAUCACCAUUGUUAUUGAUAGAGAAUACAGCGGUUUUGUUACCGUCAAUGGUGAGCUUUUGAACCUUCCUCUCACUCUUAUUGAAGGUCAGGUUUCAGUUUUCAGAAGUGGUUGGUAUGCUGUUGUUCAAACCUCUUUUGGCCUUAGAGUCACAUUUGACUGGAUCAGCUUUGCAACCGUCACCGUCCCCAGCACCUACAUGGGUGCCGUCUGUGGCCUCUGUGGGAACUACAAUGAAAAUCCAGAUGAUGAUCUGAUUGUCAGAGGAACAGAAUUACUUGCUUCAGGACCGUCAGAGUUCGGUGCCAGCUGGAGUGUAGCCGAGAUCCCAGACUGCGUCCACGGCUGCACAGACAGUUGUCAAGAUUGCGAUCCGACCCAAAUGAGUCUCUAUGAGACGUCUGAUUUCUGUGGACUCCUGCUUGACCCACAAGGGCCUUUCUGGGACUGUCAAGCUGUGCUAAACCCUGCUCCAUUUUUUGAGGAUUGUGUUUAUGAUGUCUGUUUAUAUAACGGGAGGAGAGAUAUACUAUGCCAGGCCAUGACGGCAUAUGUAUCUGUCUGUCAGGCGAUGGGAAGGGCCGUCGGCCCCUGGAGGACUGCUGAAUUCUGUGGUAUUCAGUGUCCUGUCCACAGCCACUAUGAGCUCUGUGGUUCUAGUUGUGAAGUCACCUGUCAUAGUUUGGCUCCCCCCGCUGGCUGUCGUAGCGGCUGUAUGGAGGGCUGUGUCUGUGACCCAGGCUACAUCAGAAGUGGGGAACACUGCGUCCCCCUCUCUCAGUGUGGGUGUCUCUAUGACAACCGCUAUUACUUGCUUUACCAACAGUUCUAUCCUGGCAAUAACUGUGAGGAGGUGUGCACAUGUUUACCAUAUGGCCAGGUGGUCUGUAAUAGGUCAUCUUGUGGCCCCUAUGAGAAGUGCGAGUUGGUGGAUGGUGUUCGCAGAUGCCAGCCAAUCGGACAGGCCAUUUGUGAAGCUUCUGGAGACCCACACUAUGUGUCCUUGGACGGGCUGCGCUUUGAUUUCCAGGGAACCUGUACCUACAUUCUGUCCCAAACCUGUGGCCUGGAACAAACCAACCUGACCCCUUUCUCCAUCCAGGUGGAGAAUGAGAGAUGGUGGCCCAAUAAAUAUCACAAAGUCUCUGUUACCAAGCAAGUGGCCUUAACGGUCUAUGGCAGCACCAUCAUCUUAAGACAAAAUGAGCCCCAGAUCUUGGUCAAUGGGGUUCUGACUAACCUCCCUUUUAGUUCAAGCAGUUUAAAUGGCUCCUUGGUCCAGGCCUAUAAAGAUGGUAGUUAUUACAUCAUCAAGACCAGCUUUGGCCUCCGUGUGACCUAUGAUCUGUCUUACUACGUCACUGUUACCAUCCCUGAAAACUACCGCAACAAGACCUGUGGGCUCUGUGGCAACUUUGACGGAGUCCCUUCAAAUGAUUUCAGCCUUCCAGAUGGCAAUGUUACACAGGACGUGAAUGUAUUUGGGAGAGCAUGGAAAGUAAACAUCCCUGGUGCGGUGUGUGAGGACGGAUGUGAAGGUAGCACAUGUCUAGACUGUGAUCCUCGACUGAAAGCCAUCUUUGAGAAGCCUCCCUACUGCGGAGUUCUGGUUGACCCCAAUGGGCCAUUUGCAGCCUGUCAUGCUGUGCUGAAUCCUACAGCUUAUCUAAACGAUUGUGUUUUUGAUACAUGUGCAUCUGACGGCAACAACAGCAUUGUUUGCAAUAGCGUGGAAAGAUAUGCAUUUAGUUGUCGUGCAGCCGGAGUCGUCAUCCAAAGAUGGAGGAAUGACUCUUUUUGUCCAAUGUUGUGUCCAGCUCACAGUCAAUAUGAGCCGUGCGCAGAUGUCUGCUCUGCUGCCUGUCCUGGUUUGACUACGAUAGUCCAGUGUCCCAAAACCUGCACGGAGGGCUGCGCUUGUGACAAUGGUUAUCUGUUUGAUGGCCAGCAGUGCGUUGAACACCAGCAAUGUGGCUGCUAUCAGCAGGGACGCACGUAUAAGGCUGGGGAGGUGGUUUACCUGGACCAGUGUAAGCAGAAGUGUCAGUGUGAUCCAGGAAAGGGUCUCACUUGUGAAAAAGCCAACUGUCCUAAUGGCACAGAGUGCUUACUUACAGCGGGAAUAUUUUAUUGUUUCUUCUCGCUGUUUCUAUCUACAGAUCCAUGUCGAUACCACCAUUGUCCAGAGGAAGAGACAUGCCGCUUUGAACAUGGCAAUGCCGUGUGUGUGCCCCAGUACAACAGCACAUGCUGGGCAUGGGGUGAUCCGCACUACCACACCUUUGAUGGCUACAAUUAUGACUUCCAAGGCACAUGUAAAUACAUAUUGUCUAAGACCUGUGGGAAUCUGAACGGUCUGGAGCCCUUCUCUGUAACCCAGAGCAAUGAAAACCGUGGCAGCCCUGAUGUAUCUUAUGUGCGAGAGGUGGAGGUUACUGUAUAUGGCAGCACUUUUACCAUGGUGAACCACCAUAUGGGACAGAUCAUGGUGGAUGGUUUGUGGUUUUAUUUUCCUUUUGAUCAUCAUAAUGGCCGUGUGAGAGUGAGACAAAGUGGCAAUGCUGCUCUGUUGGAAACCGACUUUGGUCUGCUCGUCUCUUAUAUGUGGGGCUGGAGGGUUGACGUGCAUCUGCCUAGUAUCUACUAUGGAGUAGUGUGUGGCCUGUGUGGAAAUUUCAACGGUAAUGGUGGAGAUGAGCUGAGAGACCCUGCUGGAAACCCUCUGCCAAGUGUGUACCAGUGGGCAAAGAGCUGGAAAGCAGAAGACAGUGUCACAUCUGCAUGUCAUGAUGGCUGUGAAACCAACUGCCCUGUUUGCCCUCCUAACCUACGUGAGUUGUACGAAACAGAUGCUUUCUGUGGUGUCCUGACAUCUACAGGCCAGAAUGUCUUUGGUGUAUGCCACGCUAAAGUGAACCCACAGGUGCUCCAGCAAAGCUGUGCAUACGAUCUGUGCUUCAAUAACGGAGACCGAAGACUUCUCUGUCAGGCCCUGGAGACUUACGUCGAACAGUGUCGUCAAGAAGGUGUCGUUAUUACAGAUUGGAGAGGGAGACUGAACUGCUCUAUGAGCUGCCCUCCCAACAGUCAUUAUGAAGCUUGUGCAUCUCCGUGUCCUGCAACGUGCCCAUACCCUAAUCAGCAGCCAAACUGCACUGAUACCUGCGUGGAAGCCUGUGUGUGUGACAGCGGAUUUGUCCUUAGUGCUGGCACUUGUGUGCCCACCAAUCAAUGUGGCUGCUUCUACAAAGGUGCCUACUACCAACAAGGUCAAACUUUCUGGGCCGAUGAUCAGUGUCAUCAGCUUUGCACGUGUGACCGUAACUUAAGCGCUGUGGUGUGUCGUAAUUCUUCCUGUGCUGUCCAUGAGAGCUGCUCAGUUGUUAAUGGAAGUCGGAGCUGUCGGCCAUUGAGAAACCAGGCCGUAUGCACAGGCUCAGGAGACCCACAUUACCGCACAUUCGAUGGACUCCGUUUUGACUUCCAGGGCACGUGUGUGUAUCAGUUGGCAGCCCUGUGCAGUGAUAAUACGAGUCUUGUACCUUUUAAUGUGACGGUUAAGAAUGAUAAUCGUUGGAGCAACGCGGUGAGCUUCACUCACACUGUUAAUGUGUCUGUGAAUGGAUUCACCAUCACAUUGACCAGAGAUCAUCCGUAUCAAAUACUGUUCGAUGGCCAGCUAGCAGAACUUCCCUUUUGGCUUCAGGAUGUGUUUCUAGUUUUGCGCAGUGGUAACAUUGCUGUGGUGAAGACAAACUUCGGUCUCCAGGUGACCUUUGACUGGUCUAAUGUGGUGAGCGUCACUUUGCCUAGCAAUUACAGCAGUGUGGUAUGUGGACUUUGUGGAAACUUCAACGGUGUUGUUCAGGAUGACUUUACAAUGCACAAUGGUAUGUUGGCACCCAAUGCCAGUAGCCUGGGACAGAGCUGGCAGGUUGCCGCAACAGCUGGCUGUUCCUCAGCUGGCUGUCUUAGUGCUGGAUGCUCAAACUGCACUGCGACCCAGAGGGACAAUGCCCAGCGCUAUUGUGAGAUCAUAGCAAACCGGACAGGGCCUUUCAGAGAAUGUCAUGCCCAGAUUGAUCCCAGAUCUUACCUAGAGGAUUGCAUAUUCGACACCUGCCACUUCCAAGGACAUCAGGUUGUGUUGUGUGACGCAGUGGCAGCCUACGCAUCCGCAUCUCCGUCCUGCCCACCGAAUAGCCACUACAACCCCUGUGCUCCAGGCUGUACCGAGACCUGCGUCAAUACCACUGUGCACAACUGCAGCAGACCCUGUGCUGAGGCUUGCCAGUGUGAUCAGGGAUACAUCUUGAGCGGCCAAACCUGUGUGCCUCAAGCAGAAUGUGGCUGCUUCUAUCGUGGGCGCUAUUACAAGAAACACCAGAUGUUUUACGUCAGUGACCAGUGCUUAGAGCGUUGCGUGUGUGGAGACAAUGGAACGGUUUCCUGUCAGGCUUCAAGAUGUGGUCCAGGGGAAGCUUGCAGGGUGGAAAAAGGAGUAUUAGGAUGCUACCCUGUCAGUUAUGGAAGAUGCAUGGCCACUGGUGACCCUCACUAUUGGUCUUUCGAUGGCCGGUGGUUUGAUUUUCAAGGCGCAUGUGCUUAUACUCUCGCUAAGGUAUGUGAUUGGGCUGAUGGACGCCUGAUGAAUUUUUCUGUGGAUACGCAGAAUGAGCCAAUUGGAAAUGGAAGGGUUUCUAUCAUCAAGAACUUGACUGUGACUGUCUAUAACCUGACAAUUAGCAUGAGACGAGGUGAACGUGGGAGAGUCAUCAUGAACAAUGAAUUUGUUACCCUCCCUUCAUCUUUUGGCCAACAAGUCACCAUUAACCAGGUUGGUUACAAUGUUGAAGUGCAAACCGACUUUGGCUUGAGAGUUCUGUAUGACACCUUUUACCACGCAGAAGUCCAUGUGCCCUCCAGCUAUCAAGGCCGCAUGUGUGGCCUGUGUGGAAACUACAAUGGCAACCAAACAGAUGACUUCUUAUUGCCCAAUGGCACACAAAGCGUCAAUGCAGAUGCAUUUGGACAGGCGUGGGCAUUGCCAGCAACUGGUGUUCAGUGCGGAGUUCAAAGUUCCCCACAGCAGUGCGAUCAGACCAAAACCGAGAGGUACCGCAGAGGUGAUGCCUGUGGCCUUAUGGCAGCUGCCGGUGGUCCCUUCAGUGCCUGUCAUGGUGUGGUGAAACCUGAGCAACAUGUGAUUAACUGUGUAUUUGACUUGUGUGUUAUGGAUGGAGACAGAGCAACGCUGUGUGAAAAUCUUCAGGCUUAUGCCAUCAUCUGCCAACAAGCCGGGAUACAAGUCAUGCCAUGGAGGAACAGUUCAUUCUGCCCAAUGAACUGUCCAGCUAACAGUCACUAUGCACAGUGCUCUAAUAACUGUGCCAACACCUGUGCCAGUCUUAGCACCUCCAUUAACAACUGCCCAGAUAUUUGCAUGGAAGGCUGUCAGUGUGACGAAGGUUGGCUCUCAGAUGGCGACACGUGUGUACCUGUGGGAGACUGUGGAUGUGUCCAUAAUGGCAAAUACCUAAAGGUUGGUGAAGUCUUAGUGACCGACACCUGCGACAUAAAGUGUAUGUGUCGUGCUGCUGGACUGCUGGAGUGUGUGAACCAAACCUGUGCCAGAGGAGAGAUCUGUGAAGUUCGGGAUGGCCGGCGAGAUUGUUACACUAAGCAAGGCCACUGCGUAUUUGAUGCCAGUGACCAUUUGCUGUCAUUUGAUGGUGUGAUGGGCACGGUGGGGCGGCCGGGAGCCUUUCAAAUGGCUUUCUUAUGUGACCAACAAUCUCCUGACUGGUUCCGAGUGGUGUUAGAUAUACACGCGUGUGCCAGGAAUAAUUCUGGUAACGUGACAACGGUCCACGUCUUUUUCCAGGACAUGAUCAUUACCGUCAACAAUUGGUGGCACAGCUGGGUAAAUGGAAAGAAGGUCUCAUAUCCCUUUAUGCGAGGUGAGGUGUCAGUCUCAUACACAAAUGAGGCUGUUGUCAUUGAGAAGGUGUCUACUAUGAGACUGACUUAUUCUGUCACUGGAGAGGUUGUGUUAUCCGUAAGCACAGUCCUAAAAAACCAAGUUUGUGGUGCUUGUGGCAACUUUAAUGGAGUCACUGCAGAUGAUAUGGCAACUUCCAAUGGGAGGAACUCCACUAUGAUGUCUCUAGUUGCUUCAUCCUGGCAGGCUGAAGACUUCUUUACAUGCAUUGUCCCGCAAAAUCACAUCAAAGUCCCGCAACAGCCCUAUUGCCAGGUGGCAGAUGCAAUGAACUGUCCAGCUAACAGUCACUAUGCACAGUGCUCUAAUAACUGUGCCAACACCUGUGCCAGUCUUAGCGCCUCCAUUAACAACUGCCCUGAUAUUUGCAUGGAGGGCUAUCAGUGUGACGAAGGUUGGCUCUCAGAUGGUGACAUGUGUGUACCUCUGGGAGACUGUGGAUGUGUCCAUAAUGGCAAAUACCUAAAGGUUGGUGAAGUCUUAGUGACCGACACCUGCGACAUAAAGUGUAUGUGUUGUGCUGCUGGACUGCUGGAGUGUGUGAACCAAACCUGUGCCAGAGGAGAGAUCUGUGAAGUUCGGGAUGGCCGACGAGAUUGUUACACUAAGCAAGGCCAUUUGCUGUCGUUUGAUGGUGUGAUGGGCACAGUGGGGCGGCCGGGAGCCUUUCAAAUGGCUUUCUUAUGCGACCAAAAAUCUCCUGACUGGUCCCGAGUGGUGUUAGAUAUACACGCAUGUGCCAGGAAUAAUUCUGGUAAUGUGACAACGGUCCACGUCUUUUUCCAGGACAUGAUCAUUACCGUCAACAAUUGGUGGCACAGCUGGGUGAAUAGAAAGAAGGUCUCAUAUCCCUUUAUGCCAGCUAAAUGA